UAUCAGCUGCCUGCUUUGAGCAUAACUUGACCAGGACAUCCCUCGUCACACCCCUGAUUUUUGGUCUGCUUCUGCAGCCACCACUUACACAGCCUUCCAUCAUCACACAGCCAAACAUCGUCCUAUUGAUGGCUGAUGAUCUCGGCAUAGGGGAUGUAGGUUGCUAUGGGAAUGAUACUAUCAGGACCCCGAACAUUGAUCUCCUGGCAAAGGAAGGAGUGAAACUGACCCAACACAUCGCUGCGGCUCCACUUUGCACCCCCAGCAGAGCAGCUUUCUUCACUGGCAGAUACCCGCUCCGAUCAGGGAUGGAUGCUAUAAACAAUUACCGUGUUAUAUUUUGGAAUGGCGGCUCAGGAGGGCUUCCUCCAAACGAAACCACUUUUGCCAAAAUACUGCAGCAGCAAGGCUACAGCACAGGACUAAUAGGGAAGUGGCAUCAAGGUGUUAACUGUGAAUCCCGCAAUGACCAUUGUCAUCACCCUUUAAACCACGGGUUUGACUAUUUUUAUGGGAUGCCUUUUACGCUAAUAAGUGACUGCCAGCCAACAGAAACACCAGAGAUGGACAGAGUCUUUAGAGGGAAACUCUGGCUUUACACUCAGAUGAUUGGCCUCGUUGCACUCACCGCUGCCCUGGGAAGAGUGACCGGCUUGAUUUCAGUCCGCUGGAAAACUCUGACCUGCCUUGUUGGGUUUAGUCUCCUGUUUUUUGUAUCCUGGUUCUCAAGUUACGGGUUUGUACAACGCUGGAACUGCAUUAUGAUGAGAAACCAUGAAAUUACUGAGCAGCCAAUGGUGACAGACAGGACUACGUCCCUUAUCCUGAGAGAGUCCAUUUCGUUUAUUGAAAGAAAUAAGCACAAGCCAUUCCUCCUCUUUCUUUCCUUUUUACACUCCCACACCCCUCUCCUCACCACAGAGAAAUUUCUUGGGAGGAGCCGUCAUGGUUUAUAUGGAGACAAUGUAGAGGAGAUGGACUGGAUGGUGGGCCAGGUUCUAAAUGCUAUUGACAAGGAAGGCUUGAGAAAUACUACACUAGUUUACUUUGCCUCUGAUCAUGGUGGAUGGCUGGAAAGACAAGAAGGCAACAGGCAGCUGGGUGGCUGGAACGGAAUAUACAGAGGUGGAAAAGCUAUGGGAGGCUGGGAAGGAGGGAUCCGUGUCCCGGGGAUAUUUAGGUGGCCAGGUGUGUUACCUGCAGGCACAGUUAUCGAUGAACCUACAAGCCUUAUGGACAUUUAUCCUACAGUAGUUCAUCUGGCUGGAGGGGUACUACCCCAGGACAGGGUAAUUGAUGGCCGGGAUCUGAUACCUUUACUGCAAGGAAAAGCUGAGCACUCAGAGCACGAGUUCCUGUUCCAUUACUGUGGCAUUCACUUACAUGCUGUGCGGUGGCACCAGAAGGACAGUGGAGCCAUCUGGAAGGCUCAUUAUGUGACCCCCAUCUUCCAUCCUCUCGGAGCUGGGGCUUGUUAUGAUAGAGGAUUUUGCCCAUGUUUUGGGGAAGGUGUGACCCAUCAUGACCCUCCAUUGCUGUUUGAUCUCUCGCGAGACCCUUCUGAAGCCAAACCUUUGUCGGCUGACACCGAGCCCCUCUUUGACGCUGUGAUAAGGAAGAUUGGAAGAGCCAUAGAAGAGCAUCGCAGGACACUGACUCCAGUCCCAGAGCAGCUCUCCGUGUACAACGUGGUGUGGAAGCCAUGGCUGCAGCCAUGCUGUGGGACGUUCCCAUUCUGUUGGUGCGAUAAGGAAGGUGAUAAUUAACUUGCUGAGCUAUAAAGGAAAGAACCAAAGUUGGUUCUUCAAAAGUGGUUUUAGAGCAAGAGUGUUUUCUUUGAGGGUGUUG
This is a messenger RNA of Balearica regulorum gibbericeps (East African grey crowned-crane), 1848 nucleotides long. Lineage: Eukaryota; Metazoa; Chordata; Aves; Gruiformes; Gruidae. The record is from RefSeq and is a predicted model, not a curated record.